UGUCUUUCUUUCUUUCUGUGCCAAGUCUCUCACUCACUGCUCUUUCGCUUUUCUGCUUCAACUGCCUUUACUUUCCUUUAAUCCUCCGUCCCACAUACCAAUUAGACACCUUACACUCGUACUCAUCAUACACAUACACCAUUUCCUUUCUACUUUCUUUCUUUCUUCUGCGCUAAGUUUUUUUCUGAUUCCUCAAUUGAAUUCACCAAAAUUUCUACCUUCCCUGUGCUGCAUGAUAUUCCACGAAACCAAUUCCACAGAAACCCUAGCCACUUCAGUUGUCUCAUAAAAUCACUAUAUCUGUGAUGAGUUCGGCUCCUUUUUAAUGGCUCGCGCUCAUCACAAUCACACGCUGCUUUUCAUACUAUACUUUACCUUGUUUUUUCCCUUUCUUGAUUUUGCUUCAUCAUCUUCUUCUUUAGACCAUGAUUUCUCCAUUAUUGAUUGGGAUUUUGACUGGCUCCACGGGGAUUACACUCCCCCGGCGCCGCCUCAGCCUCCGCCGCUGCCGCACCCGCCCUCCCUCACCUGCGAAGACGAUCUCAGGGGAACUGGUUCUUUGAGAACCUCCUGCGACCUCAAUUCCAGUUUGGUUUUCGAUAGGGAUGUGUACAUAGAAGGAAAUGGGAGCCUCAACGUGCUUCAAGGUGCGAGCUUGAGUUGCCCGAUUUUGGGUUGCGUGAUUUUGAUCAACAUCAGUAAGGGGUUCACCUUGCAGAACGGUGCAUCCAUCGUUGCUGGAACUGUCUCUGUGGUUUCCCAGAAUGCCAGCUUGCUCGCUGGCUCUGUCAUAAACGUGACCGGUAUGGCCGGUAUGCCGCCUUCUCAGACCAGUGGCACGCCGUCGGGGACUCAGGGCGCCGGCGGGGGUUACGGCGGCAGAGGUGCCAGCUGUGUCUCCGACAACACCAAGCUUCCCGAUGAUAUCUGGGGUGGGGAUGCGUACUCCUGGUCCUCACUGGACAAGCCGUGGAGUUAUGGGAGCAAAGGGGGGACCACAAGUAAAGAUGAAGAUUAUGGUGGGGAAGGAGGUGGCAGAAUCAGCUUUGAGGUACUUGAUUCCAUUGAAGUCUCUGCGGAUCUUUUGGCAAAUGGAGGUGACGGUGGGAUCAAGGGUGGUGGAGGUUCUGGUGGUAGCAUUUAUAUUAAAGCUCAGAGAAUGACCGGAACUGGCACUAUCAGUGCUACAGGAGGUGGUGGGUUUGCCGGAGGUGGAGGUGGACGAGUUUCAAUCAAUGUCUUCAGCAGACACGACAAUACGAAAUUCUUCAUUCAUGGAGGAGUUAGUCUGGGAUGUUCUGGCAACGCAGGUGCUGCUGGGACAUAUUAUGAUGCUGUUCCUAGGACACUCACAAUUUGUAAUUAUAACUUAUCUACACAAACUGAUACGCUUCUGUUGGAGUUUCCUAAGGUGCCUCUUUGGACAAAUGUUUAUAUCCAGAAUAAAGCCAAGGCAUUGUUUCCGUUAUAUUGGAGCCGUGUUCAGGUCAGUGGGCUAGUUCGUUUGACUUUUGGCUCUGUUUUAAGUGUUGGGCUUGCUCAUUAUGGUUCAUCAGAGGUUGAGUUAAUGGCAGAAGAGCUUCUAAUGAGUGACUCCACAAUCAAGGUAUUUGGGGCGCUUCGUAUGUCUGUCAAGAUUCACCUGAUGUUGAAUUCCAAGAUGCUUAUAGAUGUUAAUGGUGAACCAUUUGUUUCAACAACUUUACUUGAAGCUACCAACUUAGUAGUUCUCAAGGAUUCAUCAAUUAUUCAUUCUAAUGCAAAUUUGGGAAUUCAUGGACAAGGUUUUUUGAACUUAUCUGGACCUGGAAAUCUGAUUGAAGCUCAACGUCUGAUUUUGUCAUUGUUUUAUACUAUCAAUGUUGAGUCUGGAUCUGUUCUAAGAGGUCCUUUGGAGGCUGCUGGUGAUGAUAUGACACCAAAACUCUACUGUGAACUUGAGAAUUGCCCUGUGGAAUUGCUCCAUCCACCUGAAGAUUGUAAUGUGAAUUCUUCAUUGGCUUUCACCCUUCAGAUAUGUCGGGUUGAGGAUGUGAAUGUCGAAGGCACCAUAACUGGCUCCGUUGUGCAUUUUCAUUGGAUUCGAAAUGUGUAUGUCCAAAAUUCUGGUGUGAUCAAUGUCUCUGGGCUUGGCUGUACUGGUGGGUUGGGUAGAGGAAGGUAUUUUGAAAAUGGAAUUGGUGGGGGUGGUGGACAUGGAGGCUAUGGUGGGGAUGGAUAUUACAAUGGUAAUUUCGUUGAGGGUGGUUCGACUUAUGGUGAUGCUGAUUUGCCAUGUGAACUCGGCAGUGGCAGUGGAAAUGAUAGCCUAGCUGGUGCAACAAAAGGAGGUGGAAUUGUAGUGAUGGGUUCAUUGGAGCACUCAUUAUCAAGUUUGGUCGUGAAAGGUUCACUUAAAGCUGAUGGAGAAAGCUUUGGAGGAGAUACAGGGCAGGAUGGUAAAAUUACUUCAAGCAUUGGUCCUGGCGGUGGCUCUGGUGGAACUGUUCUGUUGUUUGUUCAGACUGGUGGAAGGAUUCACUUUCAUUGGUCUAAUAUUCUAGUUGGAGAUGAAUAUAUCCCUAUAGCAAGUGUAAAUGGAAGCAUUCUUACUAGAGGAGGACUUGGUGGCGGGCAGGGUCUUCGUGGGAAAAAUGGAUCUAUAAGUGGAAAAGCUUGCCCCAGAGGGCUUUAUGGCAUCUUCUGUGAGGUAUGUCAGCAAUCUUCCUUUACUUGUAUAGGUGAGAUGAGUCUGAUAGAGCUCUGUGUCGUGAUUGUCCGCCUGAUGAGCUUCCACAUCGUGCCAUAUAUAUUCCUGUUCGAGAUUCCUGUGACCUUUCAGAUUAUUGAAACAAGUAGAUGUGAGGAAUCUCAGAGUCAUGUGCACAGGUUGUAUUUCCAGGCCCCAAAUACAUUCAGUGAACCUUGGCAUCUAUCUCAUUGUCCCCCUGAACAAGUAAAAGAUAUUGUAUACGAAGAUGCCUUUAAUAGAUUUGUGGAUGAGAUUAAUAGUUUAGCUACUUAUCACUGGUGGGAAGGGUCUAUAUACAGUAUCCUCUGCAUCGUCGCAUAUCCUCUUGCUUGGUCAUGGCUGCAAAGGUGUCGAAGAGCGAAAUUGCAGCAACUUAGAGAAUAUGUUCGAUCAGAGUAUGAUCAUGCUUGUUUGCGUUCUUGCCGGUCACGAGCACUCUAUGAGGGGCUGAAGGUAGGUGCAACAUCUGAUCUGAUGCUGGCAUAUCUGGACUUCUUUCUUGGCGGGGAUGAGAAAAGACCUGAUUUGCUGCCUCGCCUUCAUCAAAGAUUUCCUAUGUCUAUAGUUUUUGGGGGAGAUGGAAGUUACAUGAGUCCUUUCUCUCUUCACAGUGAUAAUAUUCUUACUAGCAUCAUGAGUCAGUCUGUUCCAUCAACUAUAUGGUAUCGGUUAGUGGCUGGUCUUAAUGCCCAACUACGCUUGGUUCGCCAUGGACAUCUAAGGAUAACUUUUGGCCCUGUUAUUAGCUGGCUUGAUGUAUAUGCAAACCCCACAUUGGCUAGAUAUGGUGUCCGUGUUGAUCUUGCCUGGUUUCAGCCCACAGCCUCUGGAUAUUGCCAAUUUGGACUUGUGGUACAUGCAACUGGGAAUGAAAGCAUCUCUUCAUCGUGGGAAGGUUACGAAGAUUCAAUAAAUGAAAAGCAGCCACAUUUCCUUAGAGGUUCUAGAAAUCCAGUGCAUUACAUGACAGGCUAUGAACACCCAUUGAUUCCUAGAAAGAUAUCUGGUGGGAUAUUAAAUGCCAAGAACCUGAGAACACUUAAAGAGAGGAGAACAAUAUAUUAUCCUUUUGCUUUUAUUAUUUACAAUACAAAACCUGUUGGUCAUCAGGAUCUUGUUGGUCUGGUUAUCUCUAUACUACUCCUGGGAGAUUUCAUCCUAGUGUUGCUUACUUUGCUUCAGAUGUAUUCAUUGUCCCUACUGAACUUCUUUUUAGUGCUAUUUGUUCUUCCUUUUGGGGUACUAUUUUCGUUUCCAUCUGGAAUUAGUGCUUUGUUUAGCCAAGGACCAAGGAAAUCAGCUGGGCUUGCUCGUCUGUAUGCUUUAUGGAAUCUUACCUCCUUGGUCAAUGUUGCAGUGGCUUUCUUUGGUGGAUUUAUUCAUUAUAUAGUAGCACAUUCAAAUAACAAGCUCUCCAACAACAUUCAAUCCUGGAAUUUUAGUUUGGAUGAAAGUGAAUGGUGGAUGCUGCCAUCCGGUCUAACACUAUGCAAAAUAAUUCAAGCACGCCUUAUUGAUUGCCACGUUGCUAACCAGGAAAUACAGGAUCCCUCAUUGUAUAGCAGUGAUCCUGACGUCUUCUGGAAUUCUUAGAUGUUUUAACUUUGGUUUCUGUAUAUUUUUUUUAGUGUAGGUGGCAGCUGCCGUAUUUUGUGGCAUUGUGUAAAUUGUAUUGUCAUAGGAAAGGGAAAGGGAAGGUUCAUCAAAGGACAUCGUCAUACACAUCCGUGUUAUUAUAGUUUGUUCUGAUUAUUACUAGAGUCACGUGUCCAGCAAUAACAUGGGUAGAUGAGCUGAAAUCACAAAUUCACAAUCAAUCAUCAAUAACACGAUUGAAUUAAUUAUUUACUAACAGGGAUUGUGCCCGAUAUUGGUAA
Molecule: messenger RNA, 4608 nt
Organism: Arachis ipaensis
Lineage: Eukaryota; Viridiplantae; Streptophyta; Magnoliopsida; Fabales; Fabaceae
Source: RefSeq, a predicted model, not a curated record